CCAUGUGGUCUGAGAUGUGAGAAGAGAGUGUGUAUCUGUAAGCCCUGAAAGCAUGCAGGAGUUAGCACUUCAGCAUCUAGUGUUAGAUGUGCUGACUUCACAUGAGGAGCUGUGUUUCCUGGGCUUGUGAAGAGCAGUGUCUGGACAAGUUAAGCAUACUCUCACAGGACCUCCUGCUCCACACAGACUGAGCUUCAUACAAGUCUACAAUUCAUCAACCAGCUGAUCCACAACCAAACUGGCACCGAGAAACAUGGUGUGUGCAGGUGUGUGUCUUCUCCUGUGUCUGCUCUGUUCUGACGUCGUCCUGGCUGAGAGUAACGGUGUGGACAUCAACACUCUCAGGAAAAUCAUUGACUACUUCCAAGCCAAGUUCAGUCCUGGUGAAAAUAAGCCUUACGCCGUGGCCAUAAAUGUCCACCAGGAUUACUGCUCCUCGAAGUUCGACUCCAUCCAGGACAGGUUCCUCCCCAACGACACUCAGCAGGCGGUCCAGAAGGGCCUGAAGAAAAGCUUCUACAAAGGCCAGGAGCUCAUGGCAGCCAAGACGGUGGCCAUGAAGGUCCAAAAGCUCAGCGUCCGUGCCGAGUACAUCCUGCUGUACCCGCCCAACCCCAGCAAGUCCCCCUUGCAGGUUCUGCUGGACAGAACUGAACCGGACAGCUGCGUCGUGUUCUACACCCUCACGGCCCCCUGCGUGAGGACCUGUGCCAACGUCAACGGCCCCUACAGCCUCCUUCCGGGCCUGGACCUGCUCACCAAGUACCAGGGCCCCAAGGCCUUUGUGUUCUCACAGCCCUGGAACGGUGACGAGGAUGCUUCCGGAAGCUUGAAGGAGAUUGACCAGCAUGUGCCCCUCUAUCGUUGCACGCAUCAGUGUGUCGCCUGCAGGGGUAGUCAGGGAGAUGACCCCAUCAACAAGGAGUGCAUUAAUUAA
Alosa sapidissima (American shad) is the source of this 937-nucleotide messenger RNA. RefSeq lists its product as uncharacterized. The record is from RefSeq and is a predicted model, not a curated record. The coding region runs from base 254 to 937 and encodes 227 amino acids. Lineage: Eukaryota; Metazoa; Chordata; Actinopteri; Clupeiformes; Clupeidae. The transcript is spliced from 3 exons.